Messenger RNA from Eriocheir sinensis (Chinese mitten crab), 1142 nucleotides. RefSeq lists its product as uncharacterized. The annotation marks the transcript as partial. The record is from RefSeq and is a predicted model, not a curated record. The transcript is spliced from 3 exons. Lineage: Eukaryota; Metazoa; Arthropoda; Malacostraca; Decapoda; Varunidae.
AUGUGUUGCGCGCCGGCAGGUUUAAGUGAAGAGCGGGAGCGCCGCAGCCCCUCCGAGGAACCUGACGACAUCGUCGAGGAAACCGAAAACGCGGGUGCCCAGGCCGAUGCAGGGCAACAGGCCCUGGUCUGCCUGAAGAAGGCUGCUCAGCCUCUCGCAGUGGUGGAGGAGGAGAUCCCCUCCGACACCCUGCAGGAUGCUGAUGGGGUGGUGGGGAAGGGCGAAAAAGAGGCCACUGGCAGGAGGCGUCAGACUCUCAUCAUCACAAUCCACUUGGUGAAGAGAGAGAAGGUCCACAAGCCAGUGGAUGAUACAACAGUCGCACAAAAAGACUGCACGCAAUUGGAGAGCCAUGGCAAGAGGGUUCAAACUCUCGUAAUUACUCUGCACAUGGUCAAGAGAGAGAAAAUAAAGGAGGUAUACGAUGAGCUCCCCUCCGGGCACCAAGGCACGGCUGGGGACGCUCCUUCCAGCAGGAGCAAGGCCGUUACCGGCCCACCGGAAAAGAUGCCCCUUAUCAGCAGCUUCAAACAGCGGGAUGGAUCUCAAACUCCGGUCAAGAAAACUAUCAGGUUCAACUUCCAAAACCUGAACACUUUCGUCAAAAUUCGUGAGCUGUACUGUGCCUACGACUACUGCAAGUAUGGCUUCCCUCUCUCCAGCAUUCGUCCUGAGCUGGAAAGGCGAAAGGAGAGAACAGUGAAGCCACAGAAAGGGUCAGCAAAGGACGCGGUAAAGAAACACAACACACGACACCAGCAAACAGUUGGAGCAGCUCGCUGUGCACAAAUGAAUACCACUACUGAAGGGAAGUCUCCUAAAGGUAUCCUGAAGAAAGAAAAGAUGCCACGGUCCACCUGUCCAGGACAUGUGUGCUUCAACCUUGGUAACCUCCGCGCCCCCGUUAAGGAACGUGAAGUGUACCGUGGCCACGACACCUUCAGAUACGCCGCGCCGUUCCAAGUCACUCAGCCUCCCAACUUUACCUCGAUGCCUCACCAGCAGCCCGUUAGAUCCGCCUCUAACUCGCUGCGUGGCGCACCUCGGCACCUCGAGAGGCCGACACAGCGGAGGAACGACUCCUUCCAGCAAAACAGUGGCUGGUAUGCUGCACACAACUACACCAACAGCCGCCACUCACA